AUGGGUUUCAGACAGAUUGAUGUCCCUCUUGGGAUAUUCACAACCCACACUGGCUUAGUUUAUCUAAAAAAGCAUCAUCACCUUCUGAAACAGUUAGAGAAUGUAUCCGAUGCACUAGCUAUAAGUUUGGGUGCAGCUUGGAGUGUUGCUAAUGUUUCUAAAGGAUCAACAGUUGCGAUUUUUGGUUUGGGAACUGUAGGGUUAUCUGUUGCACAAGGUGCUAAAAUAAGGGGCGCAUCUAGGAUAAUUGGGGUGGACACUAAUCCUGAAAAGAAAGAGAAAGCAAAAGCUUUUGGAGUAACAGAUUUCAUCAACCCAAAUGACAUUGAUGAGACAGUUCAACAGGCUAUCAAGCGACUUACAGAUGGUGGUGUAGACUAUUCAUUUGAAUGCAUUGGAGACACUGAGAUGAUAAAUACAGCUUUGCAUUCUUUCUGUGAUGAGUGGGGUGUGACGGUUACUCUUGGGGUUCCUAAGACAAACCCAAAUGUAGCAUGUCAUUAUGGAUUAUUUCUUACUGGAAGAACACUAAAAGGGUCUCUUUUUGGAGGAUGGAAACCAAAAUCAGAUAUUCCCAGGGAAGGUAUCACGACUCUAGUGUACAAAGGAUAG
Lactuca virosa is the source of this 612-nucleotide messenger RNA. Lineage: Eukaryota; Viridiplantae; Streptophyta; Magnoliopsida; Asterales; Asteraceae. The record is from the annotation of a GenBank genome assembly.